AUGAGACCCAAGAUAUACCCUCAACUCCCCCCACCCUUCAACCAAAUCCCCCGCUACCCAAUCUUAUACCACGAACCAUCCCCCAUCCACCCACUCCCCACCCUCUCCCACACAAGCACAACCACAAGAACACCCCCAAUCCCCCGAAUCUCCAUCUUCGCCAAACGCGAAGACCAAGGCUCCCCACUCGCCUGCGCAGGAAACAAAUACCGCAAACUAGAAUACAUCAUCCCCGACAUCCUCUCCCAAACACCAACAUACUACUACCAUGAAUCCCACCCAGCAACCAAACCCCUCCCAGGCCCAGCAACCAUCCUCGUCACCGAGGGCGCUCUCCAAAGCAACCACACAGUCCAAGUAGCCGCUCUCGCCCGCAAACUAGGUCUCAAAGCCCUGGUCCUACUCAACCGCGACACGGGCGGCGGCUACAAAACCAGUUCUGCACCAGAAUGCUUCGCCCAAACGGGUAACGUGCAAAUCAACAGGCUCCUCGGCGCCGAAAUACGCAUGUACAAUGCAAACAACCCCGAAGCCACAGAUGCACAGCCCGUCCUCGACGAACUAACAAAAUCCGGUCAAAGACCCUACUGGAUCCCCGGCGGUGCGAGUCUGCAUUCCCUAGGCGGACUGGGCUACGCGCGAGCAGCCUUUGAAAUUGCCGCGCAGGAGAAAGAAGCACAACUCGGCGGGUCUGGCCGCUUUGAUUUUAUUUUCGUCGCCUGUGGGAGUGGAAGUACCGUUGCCGGGUUGAUAUCUGGGUUCAAAUUACUUGAAAAGCUGCGGAGGAGCUCAGGCGAGGCAAGCUGGGACCGGGGCUCGCGGAAUAUCAUUGGGAUUUUGACUUCGCCGACGAGGCCGCAGAAUUAUCAUGAAGAGCGGGUGCUCCGGUUUGCGAGACGGGCCGGAGAACUUAUUGGUCUUUUGGAUGCCGAGAUGGAGGUUACUAUGGAAGAUGUACAUUUGGAUGAUCGGUUUGUGGGGGACGGGUAUGGGGUUAUUGAUGACGAGACUCGGAAAGCGUUGUCUCUGAUGGCAGAGACGGAAGGGAUUGUGUUGGAUCCGGUGUAUACGGCCAAAGUUGCGGCAGGCAUGAUGCAUUGGGUGCAUAGCGAGGAGAUGACAAAGUAUGCUCCGGAACAUGGGCUGCAGGAGGUGAAUGUCUUGUUCAUUCAUACGGGCGGGCAAGCUGCCUUGUCUGCAUAUUUUGACCGGAUCUAG
This is a messenger RNA of Penicillium daleae, 1218 nucleotides long. Its product is annotated as 1-aminocyclopropane-1-carboxylate deaminase/D-cysteine desulfhydrase. Lineage: Eukaryota; Fungi; Ascomycota; Eurotiomycetes; Eurotiales; Aspergillaceae. Gene Ontology annotation, molecular function: D-cysteine desulfhydrase activity. The record is from RefSeq and is a predicted model, not a curated record. Bases 1 to 1218 code for a protein of 405 amino acids. The transcript has a single exon.